AUGGCCCAUGACAGUUGCAAUAUUGAUGCCCGUAUUAGACGAGUACCUCCUGUUUAUUUUCACGGACUUAGAAAUUACGAUGCUCACUUCCUGGUAUCAAAUUUCACCGCGGACAUGGAUGUAGAAGUUAUCCCAUGUACCAGUGAGAGGUUUCUCUCCUUCUCGGUACAGAGGGGAAAACGUAAGGUGAGGUUUGUGGAUAGCGCCGCCGUGAUGCCAGCCUCAAUUGACAAGUUGUCAAAAUCCCUUGCUCAUGGCAACAACACGGAACAUUUCAAGACGACCAAGAAAAUGUUUUCGAGUUCCAACGGACGAACCGCCCUCUACCGCGAUGGGAAUGUUGAACUGUUAAUGGGGAAAGGAAUUUAUCCCUACACUUAUAUGCAAUCCUUGGAGAACUUCAAAGAGGAGAAAUUACCAGGAAUUGAACAUUUCUUCAAUGACCUCACCGAGGAGCCCUGUUCCCCUAAGGACUACCAAAACGCCCAAAAGGUUUGGAACAGCUACAAAAUCAAAAACUUGGGGGAAUGGCAUGAUCUUUACUUUUUACUGGACGUAAGCAUUCUCGCUGAUUGUCUCGAGAGGACUCGAGACAUUUUGUGGGAUUCCUACGGGUUGGACGUGGCGCACUACCUAAGCCUCCCCAUGGUGGCCUUCGAUGGAGUCUGCAAACUCGGGGACGUUGAACUGGAGUACUUGGGCUUAGACGAGUACCAAUGGUUUGAAACUGGAGUUCGCGGGGGGGUCUGUGGAGCCGGGGGAAUGAGGAUUGCGCAGGCAAACAACCCUUACAUGCAAGAAUUGCAUGAUAAAAAUAAACCAACGUCUUAUAUAUCUUUUUUAGAUAUCAACAAUUUGUAUGGAUCUGCAAUGUGUGAAUUCCUACCGUUAAAGGACUACAAGUGGAUGACUCAAGCCCAGCUCGAUUCUGUAUCCCUCGAUCCUCACAAGUUUUUCAACUCUGUUGCCGAUGACGCUACCACUGGUUACUUUUUCGAAAUUGAUAUAAUCGCACCCCCAGAUACCCAUAAUAAGCUAAAUGACUACCCCCCUGCUCCAACACAUCGUAUAAUUACUUCAGAAGAACUAUCCGAAUUCCAACAACAUCAAGUAGAGCAAUUGGAAAUUCCAAACUCAGCCUUUACGACUUCAAAACUAGUGGCGGACUUGAACCCGAAGCUGAAUUAUGUCUGUCACUUUAGAAACAUUAAACGUUUUCUACAAUUGGGGCUCAAGAUUACAAAGAUUCAUCGAGGCAUGCAGUUUACCCAGGCUCCGUGGAUGAAAAAUUUUGUUGACUUCAACACUAGAAAACGUAUUGAAGCGGUCACGGAGUACGAGAAGAACUUCUACAAGCUUCUUAAUAAUGCGGCCUUCGGGAAGUCAAGUCCCAUGAACUUGAAAGGAAAAGGUCUGGUAACCACAAAAUGA
Messenger RNA from Folsomia candida, 1431 nucleotides. RefSeq lists its product as uncharacterized. The coding region runs from base 1 to 1431 and encodes 476 amino acids. NCBI's taxonomy places the organism in Eukaryota, Metazoa, Arthropoda, Collembola, Entomobryomorpha, Isotomidae. The record is from RefSeq and is a predicted model, not a curated record. Gene Ontology annotation, biological process: DNA replication. The transcript has 7 exons. Gene Ontology annotation, molecular function: DNA-directed DNA polymerase activity; DNA binding; nucleotide binding.